AUGUCUUCCUCCAACACAGACCAGGACUAUCGAGCAGGGCUGGCCCCUCGAUCCACGCUCCAACCAACACCGAUUUACCAUCGUGUUCAAGAAACAUCCGACUCUGAAGGUGAGUCCAAUUUGGAGGAUGUCCCCUUGCGUGGCGGUUCCACUGAUCUCGUGGUUGUAAGGCGCCGUGUUAACAGGAUUAUGGAACUGAGCGUCGACAUGUACAGUCCCAUCAUCGUAGGCGGAAACAGCGACUGGGCUCUCAUGUUCCACGAUCCAUUCUUCGGAUUGGCGUAUCGUUUUCGCAUGGCGGGCGGGCCAAGUGUGGGCGAACCCUGGAGGUUCGAGUUCGCAAUUGGAGAGAUUGGAGAACCAAACACCUUUCCUACGCCUUCCAGACGUCACUUCAUCAGCAUGAUGCCGGAGAAUCAGCGAAUCUGUGCCACUGCCAGAAGAACCCGAGGUCAGUUCUGCCAGAAAUGGGUCAUCGACGUGAUCCGUGACUUGGAGUCGCAGGGCCUAAUCCCCCCAGGUAAGGGUACACAACUCUCAGAAUUCCUCGAGACGGAUCAAUACCCCAAUAUCCAAGUCUCGUACAAUGACCAACUGUCAACGAUCGAACAGGAAAGGGCCAGAUUUUGCGGUAAUCUACUGCGUUUCUUGACUUUCGGCCGCUCUCGCAGGAGAGUGGCGCACUCGACUUGA
Messenger RNA from Fusarium poae, 693 nucleotides. RefSeq lists its product as uncharacterized. The transcript has a single exon. NCBI's taxonomy places the organism in Eukaryota, Fungi, Ascomycota, Sordariomycetes, Hypocreales, Nectriaceae. Bases 1 to 693 code for a protein of 230 amino acids. The record is from RefSeq and is a predicted model, not a curated record.